This is a messenger RNA of Cottoperca gobio, 1915 nucleotides long. RefSeq names its product chromosome 9 C5orf34 homolog (gene c9h5orf34). The transcript is spliced from 11 exons. The coding region runs from base 110 to 1678 and encodes 522 amino acids. The record is from RefSeq and is a predicted model, not a curated record. Lineage: Eukaryota; Metazoa; Chordata; Actinopteri; Perciformes; Bovichtidae.
UGAGCGCGCCAAUAACAAACGUCUCCACCUGAUGACGUCACCGUGUUUUGAGUUUGAGCGCGUCUCUACAACACAGAGAGAAAGGUGAGUCCCAUUUGCAGGUUUAACGAUGGAAACCAGCGCCAGUGUCAGCUUGAUGAUCAUGUACGAGGAUGAGUCGGUGGAUGUUCGUUACGGAAACGGAGCCCAGUUACAACUUUCUCCGUGUGGCUGUGAAUUCAUGCUGGUGAAACCGACAGACCCCUCCGGACAUCCUCUGCAGCCCGCUGAGAGAGUCCGACAGAGGACAAGGUUCACCAUCAGCGCUUAUAAGGACUUUAUGGUAGCUGCAUUGGCAUUUAGGAAUAAAUAUGCAAGUCGACCAUAUCUGCCAGAUGAGCUCAUCCCUGCUGACCACAAGAAGCCUUUUUUCAGCAUUGAUUCAGCUGUGCAGUGGCGUAAGUGGUCUUCCUGUGAUGCUGAGCUUGGACCUGGAGGCGAGACUAUCAUCGGGUCGGAGGGGGGACGAGCUGUGUUGACGCUGUCGCCCUCAGGUGACGAAUUCUCCGUCGAGUUCACAUGCAGCCUCAGUCAGACUCAGAGUCAGCGCCGCAGCAUGCAGGGUUUCAGCAGAGACUCUGUUUGCACCGAUGAUGAGAACAAAGAGGUUCAUCAGGGAAGAGGAAACGGAAGGAAGGAGUCUAUUAGAUCGAGGUCUUGUCCUCCUCGGACUAUCAGCACUGCUCAUCCAAAGCCAGAGGAGAUGUACCAAUCCACCUCAGUGGUACAGCAUCACUCCUGCUGCGCUGUUGCCCCUAUCUGGUGCUACCCUCUCUCCUUGGCUCGCCAUCUCUGGACGUCUCGUCUCUCUAAAACUAUAGAAGUCAGAGCAGAGGGAACCAGUGACCUAAACACGGGAGACGAUUCCAUUGAAGAAAGACGGUCUCACCUUCCUCAGGCGCUGCCGCUCACCUGUCCAUCACCUCACUGGCACAGGUGGAAGGUUAAAGACGCCCUGGGGAAAAAAGAACAUUCAGAACAAGAUCUUCCAGCAGAGUUAGUAAAAGUGAUGUGGUGUCAAGGAGUCACUUACAGGAUACUGAGCGGGGCGGUCUCGGUCAUAGAGGUUUCCCCAGGAGAUGGAUCAGUCAUCCGGUCUAACGGUGUCCAUAACACUUAUUUUACCCAUCACAAGUUCCUGUCAGGGCAGGUGAAAGAGGUGACAUACCAUCUGAACAACCUUCCACCUGACGUACCCGGACAGCUCUACUCUGUGUGCACUAUUGUGAAUCGUGCAAGCAGGACGCUCGCUUGCUAUAACGAGGCCAAGCAGUCACUGAAGCUCCCUGCCACGCCCAGCUGCUUGCAAGAGGGGAGACAUUUUGCUCAAUCGGCACGGAUCGAAGAGAAUCUGUUCAGUCCUGUAUCUGUUGAGCAGCAUGUGAAUGUCGCACAGACAGUAGAAAGUCGGUCAGAUCUUGUAGCUGCAGAACUGGAGAAGAUAAAACGAUUCAACUUUCUGCUGGAGAACAAUCACCUGAUGAGAAGUGAGACAGGAUGUGUGAAACUGGAAGUCCGCACUGCAGAGGAGGCGACUCACGAACCAGUGAACGAGAGCUGCAUCGCUGAGGCUCUUCAGAAAACAUCCAAAGCGAUACGGGACAUCGAUGCUCUUAUAUCUGCAGCCACGCUGACAUAAUUGAUUUUUAAAGUUUCUUGCAGAAGAAGAAAAUGCUGUUUUCAGACCCUUAAAUAUGGAGAUUUCUUGCUUUUCUAUGUGUUUAUUAAAUAUCUUUAUACUCCGAUACUGUAGCACCUUUUUAAAAUGUGUUUGCGAUGCACUAAUAAACAAAGAAGUGCAGCACGCUUACUAAAGAGCCAAAUGUUUUUUUAAUGUACUUUACUCAAAAAAAUAAAAACAUUUCAGGAGUCAGAA